AACAUACAUACGCAGCUCACCCCGUCAUGGCAUCUUCAGCAUUCAACCUGCUCACCGCUGGAGGGGCCAGGUUUGACAAGAGACGUUUCAAUGAUGAUAUACGUCUUUUCACCCAGCCCUCUUCCAAAUCCUCAAAACGUCAACGUACACAAGCUCUUCCUUCUGACCAACUCCCCACCUCCCUCGACGUCUUUCACGAUCACACUCAUCCUUCCAACCGUCCACCCGCAUCGUCAUCUAGCGAGGACGAACUGCCCCGACCACCCAAACAGAAGAUCACCAUCACCGGCUCUGACCCACUCCCAAAAUCUUUACACACCAACAUGCCGUCUCUUUUCAAUCACCCACCUUCUCCGCUCACUUCGGCACAGGGUCAACCUCUUCUUACUGCUCUGAAAGCCGCUGGCAUUCAUUCGUUAUGGGGCGUCCAGUGUGCCGUCGCCGGAUCGUUGCUGGAAGGUCAUGAUACUCUUUGCAUAGCCCCAACGGGAUCAGGAAAGACAUUAGCUUAUCUACUACCCACACUGGUCAGGUUACAAGAUCCUGUCAGAACUUUGACGGCCGAGGAUAAGGGACAAGGAGUGAGGGCGAUUGUUCUUGUUCCAACGCAUGAUUUGGCCGUUCAGAUACAUGGGGUGCUGAAGGUGAUGUGUAAAGGGAGGAAGUGGAGGUGCUUAGUACUGUCCAAGGCCACGGAGAUGGCAAAGACGAGAAGGGCCGGACUAGGGAUAGACAUUUUGGUUGCUACUCCGGAACGUCUCCAUCACCUCAUCAACGAGCAACGUGUCUCUCUUGCAGAAACAAGUCAUAUCAUCCUGGACGAAGCGGACCGACUGUUGUCACCAGAUUUCUUACCCCAAGUCGAACCCAUCGUCGAGGCUUGUACUCAUCCGAAAGUGCAGAAAUGUCUCUUGAGCGCUACUAUACCAGCUGGGGCGGAGGCUUUGGCUCGAACCUGGCUCAGAGAAGGUGGAGUGAGAAUUGUGGUAGGCAUAAAAGACUCCGCCGUCACGACCGUCGACCAAUCUCUAGUAUUUACAGCAACGGAAUCUGGAAAACUCAUGACCCUCCGUCAACUCAUUUCAUCCGGCGACCUCCCUUACCCUUCCCUGAUCUUCGUUCAAUCCAUCGAGCGCGCAGAAGAACUAUGCAAAACCCUCGCUCUGGAAGGUGUCAAGGUGGAUAUGGUACAUGGAGGUCGGAGCAGGACCAAAAGGGAGGAAGCUGUGGUAAGAUUUAGGAAAGGAGAUGUAUGGAUUCUGGUGGUCACCGAGGUACUCGCACGAGGCAUGGAUUUCAGAGGAGUCAAGGUGGUGAUAAAUUACGAUUUUCCGCAAACGGUGCAAAGCUACAUCCAUCGUGUAGGUCGUACCGGUCGCGCUGGUAGGCCAGGAAAAGCCAUCACAUUUUUCAGCCACGAAGAUGGGCCGUAUCUCCGAACCAUUGCCAACGUCCUUCGUUCCUCCGGCUGUCCAGUACCCCAAUACAUGCUCGAUCUCCCUGCUCCGUCAAAGAAUCAAAAACGUCAUCUCGCCAAAGUGCCAGUAAAGCGAAAGUCUGUCGGGGGAGGCGGGCGGGACGUGGGCAAGGAGAAAAGUCAGAAGAAGAGGGAGAUGAAGGAGGCUUCGAAACGCAAACGAGACCACCAUGUAGAAAGCGAAUCAUGAAACAGACAUGGAGCAGGUAU
Molecule: messenger RNA, 1687 nt
Organism: Tremella mesenterica DSM 1558
Lineage: Eukaryota; Fungi; Basidiomycota; Tremellomycetes; Tremellales; Tremellaceae
Exons: 7
Coding region: 27-1667 (546 amino acids)
Molecular function (GO): nucleic acid binding; ATP binding
Source: RefSeq, a predicted model, not a curated record